This is a messenger RNA of Baudoinia panamericana UAMH 10762, 500 nucleotides long. RefSeq lists its product as uncharacterized. The transcript has a single exon. Lineage: Eukaryota; Fungi; Ascomycota; Dothideomycetes; Mycosphaerellales; Teratosphaeriaceae. The coding region runs from base 47 to 232 and encodes 61 amino acids. The record is from RefSeq and is a predicted model, not a curated record.
CGAGCGAGUCUUGCAGUACUGGUCCCCUCUGUUUUGAUACUCUGAAAUGUACUUCCCAGAAGGUACGGCCUCCAUCCAUUUGACACAUAGGUCUUACGACUCCGGUUUCAUGCUAAUACCAAUUUGUCCUGCACCGUAUGGGAAGCGUAGGCCCCGGGCAGCACUCUUUGCUUUCAGCGGCCUCUGGUCGUCCCAGGAGCAUCAAGUAUCGGCAUCAGGCUCUAUAUACUAACGGAUCAAAGUUUUCAUCUUGCAGGCACGUAUAUGAAGGUAGGUCCCAGUUGGCAGCGCAAGGACUACCACCUCUUCCACUACCAUACGGUCUCCUUACUCACUUGCAUGCGUACCGGUCUAUUAGAACGCUUACACUCUUGAUUUUCUGACGUACUUGGCGGCUUGCUAUUUCGAACGUGCAGCACUCAUAACUGCAUCCGUUAAUUGCUAUCACUCCGUCGUCAAUAUUAGCUACUCAAGCGUACGGCGUAGCCUUUAUCCCUUGC